AUGGAUGGUAGCACAGGGUCUCGGCGUCCUGCCUGGGGUCCGAAGAAGAGCUGGGCGGCACCAUCAUCUUCCUCCUCCACCUCUCCCGCUCCACCUACCGCAUCCUCUUCACGCGAACCAACGCCUUCGUCGUCAUCAGCAUUCCCACCGCUUUCGUCGCCACAAGUGCGACGCCCCUUUGCUCGUCCCAGCGCUUCCUUCUCCAGCACUGAUCCGUCGCUCAUCUCGAGCUCCUCGUUCAAUCCGUAUCCGACGCGCAAGCAGGAGCUUGCUCAGCGAGCUGCCAGUCACGGCUCCCGCAAACGCUCACACAUCACCCGCAGCGACCCGUCAGCAUCACGUAUACACUCUCUGCUCGAUUACGACCAGGUUGACGACACUGUCAUGCAUGAUCUCGGCGAUGAUGGGGACGACGAUCAAGGGGAGGUGUCGUCGCGCGGCGCAACCAUGUCGUCGAUCGUCUUCCGCGAUUUGUCGGCUUCUGCUUCGACGAGCAGGUCCAGCUCGCCCUGGCAGCAACCGGGGCUGAGUCCAGGUCUAGCCAUGUUUGCAACCACGACGUUCGGCGGAGAGCCGCUGAGGGUGCUCGCCAAUGUGGACGAGGAAUUGGGCGCGGCGCAUAUGGGGCCAAGGAUCUACCGGAGGCAUAAUCAGAAACAUGUGCGCAACAAGGUCCGGGCUAAGAUCGAUGCUGGUCAUUCUACUGUUCCCGUCUCCAUGACAGCGGUAGAAGUCGAUGUGGAGAACAGUCGAGCGCUCGAUGCUGCUCCCCCAAGGACGGGCAUGAUUGGGGAGGAGCAAGAGCGGUUGCGAAGCAUGGACCUGCAGAAGCUCGUAGACGAGUGCAGACGGUGCCACAACCUUUUAGCCAUUCAAGCAAGGGUUGCCUCCGAUGAAACACGUUCGUCGAAUGUCGACGACGUGCCACCGUUGCAGACGCUUCUCGCGGCUAUACAGGCUCGAACUGCAGACCCUCAGACGUGGACCGCAUCAAGCUUGAACCCCGUCCUAGCAGAUGACCUCCUUCCCAUCGGGCUCGCGUCACAGCAGCAACAGAUCGACUUCUCAAUUCUACCACCAUCACUGCUCAUCCAAGUGCGGCAUUCCGUGUUACAGGGUCUGCGCCAUCUAAUGGAUACCAUCCUCGAAUCGACACGCAAGGAUCUCGUCCUGACGCUAUCCCGUCUCUUCUCCAUGCAGUUACUACGUCCCACCAACACCAACAACGCAGACCUCAAACCGGCAUUGCAACAAACAUUCUUGUACCUACUCGACACCUUCCAUCGUCUGCCGAACAGCUCCACCUGCACACCCACCACGCUGCUGUCUCAAGUCCUCGCAUACAUUAAUUACGCCUCAGGUUCUGACGCACUUGUCGACCUCGUCGGCGAGCUCGUCGGACUCUGCGGGCAGCAAAUGUCGUCCGACCCGACCGUGCUCACCGAGACGCAAGAUAGCACCCUCGUCUCCACAGCCUCCUUCCUCUCGCUCUGCUAUACACUCAACUCGAGCCGCCCAGCGGCAACCCGGCUUCCUGCACACGCCUUCUACUGCACCGUGCUCGACCUCGCGCCGUUCCUCGAGCACUUUGUCCACCACUCUGCAUCGCUCGUCCGCGGCGCGACUGCCACCCCUGCUGUGGAGAUGGCCCGCUUCAACGUGUGCCGCUGGCCCUUCCUCCUGUCGCUCGGUGCCAAGGUGCGCAUUUUGCAGCUCGAAAACGAGCUGCGUCUGGCGCGUACUCCUCCGCGAGAUUCUUUAAGCAUUCAGCGGUUUGCUCUCCAGUCUGCAGGGGAAACGGAUGCGGAGCUGGUAGUGCAGCUGAGCAGCCUCAACCUGAAGAUUGAGCGCGAGCAGGCGUGGGAGCAGAGUCGUGGGUUGAUGGUGCAACUCCUCGAAUCGGCGGUGGUGGUGCAGCGUGGGUUGCGGGUCGAGUUUGCGGGCGAACAGGCGGCGGACGGUGGAGGCCCGGCGAGGGAGUGGUUUGCUACUGUCGCGUCGACUUGGACCGGCGUGGGCAACGUCAUUGGUCCGCAUGGAUGGUUCAUCCCUUCCCCUUCCUCGGACGAAAAGGAUACCGAAGAUACAGCAGCGUUCCUCGGGUUGCUGCUCGCCCUCGCCGCGCUGCACACGACCAAGCUCGCCCUUCCCUUCACACUGCCGCCCGUCGCGUUCAAGAUCGCCACAGCGCCCAAGCUGGACCAGCUGGUGCUGGAUCCUGUCGACCUCGAAUUCGCCGACCCGGCGCUCGCCAAGUCUCUCCAAUCCGUCCUCGACUGGAACGCCCCGUCAGAGGAUGAAGCGGAAAAACAGUUCGACAGCACUUUCACGCUCACAUGGAGCACCACGAUCCGCACCGCCUCAGGCGAGAUCCAAACCCUCGACCUUGCGCCCGGUGGCCGGCAUCGGAGCGUUAAGCUGGCCGAGCGGCGGGAGUACGUCUCGAAACUCGUGUGGCGCGUCGUCGUGGGAUCAGUCAAGAGACAGGUGCUGGCGUUCCGAGAGGCGUGGCAGAGCGUCAUGCCUUCCGGCAGCUGGCUCAACGCAAGCGGGGCAGAGUCUGCUACGGAAUUGAUCGGUAGGGGCGGCCUGGCUCUGUCGCUGUUCAGUGCCGACGAGAUCGGCCAGGCCAUUCUUUCCGCGCCCUCAUCUGCUUCGGCGCUGUCUACGCCGCUAGAUGUGGCGGAUAUCACUGCGUCAACCGAGGUCAUCUUCCCCUCGUCCAAAGCGGCGGGACAUGUGGUAGACUGGUUCUGGAACACCUGGUCCAAUCUCAGUCCUCUCCACCAGCGCAGAUUGCUCGCGUUCAUCACAGGUGCAGAGGAUCUUCCGGCGACAGGCGCGAGAGGUAUCGGGCUGCGCAUCCACGUCGUCGCAACCGACGGAACAGAUUCGCGCUCGUGGCCCCUUCCCUGGUCAUCGACAUGCACGUCGACGUUGUUCCUCCCUACGUACCCGUCACUACAGCUGCUGGAGAACAAGGUGGGGAUCGCCAUCGAGCAUUAUCAGGGGUUCGGAUUGCGUUAG
Sporisorium graminicola is the source of this 3027-nucleotide messenger RNA. RefSeq lists its product as uncharacterized. The record is from RefSeq and is a predicted model, not a curated record. The coding region runs from base 1 to 3027 and encodes 1008 amino acids. Lineage: Eukaryota; Fungi; Basidiomycota; Ustilaginomycetes; Ustilaginales; Ustilaginaceae. The transcript has a single exon. Gene Ontology annotation, molecular function: ubiquitin-protein transferase activity.